Molecule: messenger RNA, 6481 nt
Organism: Bubalus bubalis (water buffalo)
Lineage: Eukaryota; Metazoa; Chordata; Mammalia; Artiodactyla; Bovidae
Gene: USP30
Product: ubiquitin specific peptidase 30
Exons: 14
Coding region: 281-1741 (486 amino acids)
Biological process (GO): protein deubiquitination
Cellular component (GO): cytosol; nucleus
Molecular function (GO): cysteine-type deubiquitinase activity; cysteine-type endopeptidase activity
Source: RefSeq, a predicted model, not a curated record
CCCUCGGAGCCCUGGGUCCGGCCGCGGCGACAGCGGCGGGGGCGGCGGCUCGCCUCCCGCGCAGCCGCGAUGCUGAGCUCCCGGGCCUCGGCGGCGAUGACCGCGGCCGACAGGGCCAUCCAGCGCUUCCUGCGGACCGGGGUGGCCGUCAGAACUUCCGGGAGACUCAGGCUUGUCAGUGGCCUCUCGGAGCUCUCAGCGCCUCGGAGGACUUCCUGGACUCCCUCAUCCUGUCAAGAUACCCUCAAUUCUUCUGGGCUCCCCAGUUAGAUACAAAGUCAUGAAGAACUGGGGUGUUAUAGGUGGAAUUGCUGCUGCUCUUGCAGCAGGAAUCUAUGUUAUUUGGGGUCCCAUUACAGAAAGAAAGAAGCGUAGAAAAGGGCUUGUGCCUGGCCUUGUCAACUUGGGGAACACCUGCUUCAUGAACUCCCUGCUGCAGGGCCUGUCCGCCUGCCCCACCUUCAUCAAGUGGCUGGAAGAGUUCACCACCCAGUACACUGGGGGUCACAAGGAGCCCCCCCAACACCAGUACUUAUCGUUGACGCUGUUGCACCUCCUGAAAGCUUUAUCUUGCCAAGAGGUCACUGAUGAAGAGGUCUUGGAUGCAAGCUGCUUGUUGGACGUCUUAAGAAUGCACCGAUGGCAGAUCUCUUCGUUUGAAGAGCAGGACGCCCACGAGUUAUUCCAUGUGAUCACUUCAUCACUGGAGGAUGAGCGGGACCGCCAGCCCCGGGUCACACAUCUGUUUGAUGUGCAUUCCCUGGAGCAGCAGACAGAAAUAACUCCCAGACAGAUCACCUGCCGCACCAGAGGGUCACCACAUCCCACAUCCAACCACUGGAAGUCUCAGCAUCCUUUUCACGGACGACUCACGAGUAACAUGGUCUGCAAACACUGUGAGCACCAGAGUCCCGUUCGAUUCGAUACCUUCGACAGUCUUUCCCUCAGUAUUCCAGCCUCCACAUGGGGUCAUCCACUGACCCUGGACCACUGCCUUCACCACUUCAUCUCGUCAGAAUCCGUGCGGGAUGUCGUCUGUGACAACUGUACAAAGAUUGAGGCAAAAGGGACGCUGAAUGGGGAGAAGGUGGAACACCAGAGGACCACAUUUGUCAAACAAUUAAAACUGGGGAAGCUGCCGCAGUGCCUGUGCAUCCAUCUCCAGCGGCUGAGCUGGUCCAGCCAUGGCGCGCCCCUGAAGCGGCACGAGCACGUGCAGUUCGGCGAGUUCCUGAUGAUGGACAUCUACAAGUACCACCUCCUGGGACACAAGCCCGGUCACCGCAGCCCUGAGCGGUGUGAGAAAGCAGGGCCCGCGCUGGAGCUGCAGGACGGGCCGGCAGUCCCCAAGUCAGUUCGCAAUCACCCGGGGGGCCCCAAAACACAGAUUUUCAUGAAUGGCGCCUGCUCCCCGUCUUUGUUGCCCGCCCUGCCGACCCCCAUGCCUUUCCCCCUCCCAGCUGUUCCUGACUACAGCUCCUCCACAUACCUCUUCCAGCUGAUGGCCGUGGUCGUCCACCACGGGGACAUGCACUCUGGACACUUCGUGACCUACCGGCGCUCCCCGCCCUCGGCCAAGAACCCCGUCUCCGCCAGCAGCCAGUGGCUGUGGGUCUCCGACGACACCGUCCGCAAGGCCAGCCUGCAGGAGGUGCUGUCCUCCAGCGCCUACCUCCUGUUCUACGAGCGCGUCCUCUCCAAGAUGCAGCCGCAGGGUCGGGAGUACAAGUCUGAGGAAUGACCCUGCCCCGCCCCAGGGCUGGAGAGCCGCCAGCACUGAACCAGCCCUGUGUGUCUGUGCGUGUGUGGCGUGUGUGCGCACGUGUGAGCAGCCCCACUAGAGUCCUGUGGCCUUCUGGUGUGGUGUAAGAGCAGGCUCCACAGAGGAACUGGCAGCCCCGAUUCACACCAGAUGAGGCCCCCACCCCCUCCCCGCACAGCUUGCACCAGGGUGGCACCAGGCACCAUGUGUGGCUAGACCGUGUCUUGUCACUCACCCGAUACAGGUAAUUAAAAGGAACCAGACUCCAGAAGCCACUUUUUUUUUAAAUAUAUUCUGAUGCAUCAGGUGUUCUUAAAGGGGAGUUAACUGUCUGAUCCUCCAGGGCUUCAGCGUAGAUCUUUUUAAUAAGCAAGCAAGGCCCACGAAAACGGAUGAAUUAGUGAAAUCAUUAAAGGCAACAAUUUCACAGGAAAAAAGUGCCUUUCACUCUCAACUGCUUUUGUAGCACGUCCCUUCUGGAAAACAGACCUCAUCUGGGAGUCACACGGACAAUUUUUGCAAAGCUCUGAUUGUUGCAGAGUGACUGAAUGGAGAGCAAGGGACAGCUCAGAGGACGCCUGGCGCACGCCCGUCUUCCCCUUUUGUACGUCUUUUUCUAAUCUUUCAGAGUCUUUACAUGUAGUGAAAGCUCAUCUGCCAAACCCGCCCCUCGGGGGAAUUCUGUCUCUACUUCAUCAGUGACAAGUGACCAGCUUCCUGGCUGCAGUCAUCUUGCGUGUCCUGGACUCUGAGAGGUGUGGCCACCAUUUAUUACAUAACUGCCUGGACAGCCAGAACCUGGCGGCCUCUGCACUGCACCCACGACCACCCUGCUCCAUAGAAAAACCUUUCUCACGCCAGGACCCACCAUGGACCAUUACUCUCACCUAUCUAUUUAUUGCCCACGUGGAGCUCCUGAGGUUUACAGGUGGAGCCGGGGGCCAUGAGAGACAGACAGACAGACAAUCCCGGCCUCCGCGCGAGAGCUGGAUUCAGAAGGAAGGGCACAGACCUCACUCGGGGCCUCCACCUCUCCACACCUUGGUUUCCUCAUCUGUAAAGUGACGAGUUCGAUUCCAUGGCCAUCAAAGUCAGGCCCAUCCCAUCCCACAGAAAAGGAAGAAAGAAGUUUAAGAAAACUUUUGAAACACACAACGGCGGCUGACACCUAGUCCCAUCAUCCUGUCCUAGAUCCAUAUUCUACAUGUGUUGCUUUCUAGUACCUCAUACAGAAGGCCCCAUCUGAUCAUCCUCCCCCAUCCUCAGGUAAGUCUCAUGAAGGCAGCCCAGGGCCAAAGGAAUUUCGAGGACACAGCGGUAUCUAUGUUUUAACUAGAUUUUUUUAUUUAAAAAAGAAAGGAUACCAAAUCCAGACUGACGCCUCAGAGGUAAGACUUGGAAUCAGGUGCAUCCUGGUCACCAAGGUCAGGCUGAGGCCCAUGCUUCCCCUGGUGGGCAGGCUGGCAACACUCCCAGACAAGACCUUGAUGUCAGCUGAACCCACUGGAGGCCCGGGCAGUCCCCAUUCCACUGGGCCAGGUGUGUGUGCAUGCCGAGGACUGGGAAGUCCUGCUAUGGAGAGAAACAGACUGUGAGGGUUCUCCAGACCACGAGCAUCAGGGAGAAAGGAGCAGCGUGAAGCUUCUGCUGUGCUCCCGGCAGAUGUCCCUUCCCAACUUCGUGGCAGACCCCGGCUCUGAUGGUGAAAGGAGCGUCCCUGUGAUACCCAAGCCUGGGGCAACACGUGCCCAGGUCAUGUGGCCUUCACCUGCCUGGCCAACCGUAGCUUUGUGCACCUGCCCUUCUGUCGCUGCGUACUCUGAAAUCUGCCAUCAAAGAGAGGUGCCAGGUGUGAACAGUGCCUCCUUUGAAUGUUUGGUUGUAAGCAGACCUUUGGUCAGAGGCCAGGGACUGGGCCACGGCUACGGCUAUAAAUGUGAAUGAUCUCUAGGCACCUUCUCUACCCCUGCUUCCUCACAUUGUAAAUAAUUAGGCGUUAGUUAGCAGCCAAAUAAUCUUAUUUCUAGCAUUCAGUUAUUUACAGUCACUUCUUUUUUUUGCAAAAACCCGAGUCAAACUCAUAGUUUAUGCCAUAAUAACUGUUGAUUUAUGUAUUUGCUAAGGUACCUUUUGUAUCUGCUGUAUUAUAGCAAUAAAAGAAUCAUUUUGUUAGGAAAAACAUCAGCUGGUAUUUUUUCAUAAUUCACCAGUCUGAUACAAAUGUCCUCUUUCUCUGAGUUCUAUGUUGUACCUGUAAGAAGCCCUGCGCUUGGGUGAAACCCGUUCCAUGUUCCCUGUUGGUAAAAGAAACAGCAGCUCCCUCUAGGAGUGGAGAGCGAAGGAGCCAACAGAAGCACUCACUGUUAACAAUGUUGUUCACUUUGUAGUAGGCAGGAUUUUCCGAAAUGUCAGAUUGACCCGGGGAGCCAGAACCUUCUUUCGGACUGGGAGACUGUGGUACCAGUGAAUGUUGGUUGGGUGGUUUAUCAUGAGUAAGCUGCCAUGGGCCAGCUGGAGCCUGACCACCUCCAGCCUCCGGGACGGGUGCUUCCCCCGGGAAUCCUUAUGCCUGAAGACGAAGUCUCUGCAGGCCCCAAAGGAGACAGAGGCGAUGGGGCUCCCGGGAGCCAGUUCUCUCUCGUCAUCCCUGUGCUCGCCAAUGUGGUCCUGGCCGUCUUUGUACCUGCAGUGAGAAAACAAGUAGAGUUCACAGUACAGUCCUUUCUGGAAACACACCACCCACAGUGGAGGUCCUCGUCCGCCAGCCAGGAAACAGUGCCACAAACCCAGGUUCCUGCAGGGGCUGAAGGGCCGCACCUGGUCUACAUAGUGAAGCUAGCCUUUCACUUUGUUAUCAGCCCUCUGAUCACAGGCUUUAAAACAGCCCACCAGUAGGGCAUUCCCUGGCGGUCCAGUGGUUAGGAUUCCACACUUCCACUGCCACGGCCCAGGUUUGGUCCCUGGUUGGGGAACUAAGAUCCCAUACGUCACACGGUGCGGCCACAAACAAAAACCCCACACAUGUGGAUAGAGGCCAAACACACGUCUUACAGUACCCCUGAUUCAUAUUUGUAAACCUUUAUCACGUAAGAUGCCUUCUCUCUGUAACUUAGAAUAAAAGCUGUAUUCUUCGCCUGGCCCCUGCCCACCUCUGAGCUGAGCUCACCCACACCCCCUCUUUCCCUCAUACACUGUUUUCUGGCACCACCAGUGGGAUUUCCACUCCACAGACACUCCAAACUCCCUCUGCUCUCCCUGCAGAGGCCUGUGGGGCUCACGUUCCCUUGGUUUAGUUAUAAGCGCCAAUGUCACCCUUUCCUGACCCCUCCUCUAGCCAUCUUCCCCUAAACCCCAAAUUCUCAACCAGGGCAAUUCUGCCCUCCCCGGGGGCACUCAAGCAAUGUCUGGAGACAUUCCGUUGCUCCAAAGGGGCCCUUGAAAAAAAUGCACAACCUAAAAGUUGAAAACUGUUUCAUUCUGCAGACAGAACUGAGGACUUACGCCCAGGAGGUGGUCUCGCAGCUCUGAGGGAUGGCCCCAAAGAGACAAGGCAGGAGCCGGGAUAAAGAGGGCUUUUGCAACAAAAACCAGGUAGUCGGAACAUCAAAAGAUUCUUGUUAAUUAAAGAAAACCAGACAUCACGGGUUAAUGAGUUCAGUAUUUUCUAUAUAUGGGAAGAUGCAAGAAUCUGGGCUCACUGAGAUCAUUCCUUUGACAUGCACCUCAGCGAUCUGGGGCCAGGAUCCUGUUCUUUGCCAGGCCGGAUGGUGCACCACUGGGGAGGCUGCAGCAGCCGCGCCUCCUCCGUGUGCUGAUACAGCGGGCAACCAUUUCUCAUCCACAGGGAGCUCCUGGCAUCCGGUCGGUGGAGGUCAGGGAUGCUGCCCAACAUCUGACACCACAGAAGCCAGCCCCAAGAAGAGGAUUGUUUGGCUGAAAGCAUCGAGUGCUGUUGAGAAACCCUCCCUCCCAGAUGUUCUAAGAUCAGCCUGUUUAAUUUUCUACAAGACGUUUAUCAACGACUGCAGGUAUCCUGUUCAUCAGCUCUCGGCCUCUCCCUCCCUGCCAAGGUGCACACGUGUGUGCUCAGUCACAUCUGACACCUUGGAAUCCCACAUCCACGAGGCCAUGGACCCCAUAACCUCGGUCCAUGGACCCCAUGACCUCCUUGGUCCAUGGGAUUCUCCAGGUAAGAAUACUGGAGUGGGUUGCCAUGCUCUCCUCCAGGGGAUCUUCCCAGCCCAGGGAUCAAACCCACAUCUCCUGCAUUGGCAGGUGGAUUCUUUACCACCGAGCCACCUGGAAAGCCCCCCGCCCCCGAGGUGGGUGCUCCAUAAAGACGAAAUGCUGGUGCUGUUCCACUACUAGGGCCCCAGGAACGCUCAAGAAUUAUCUGCUGUACAAAUGAGUAAAAUGCAGGGGAAUCCCAAAUUCUUCCUUUUGGAAGAGACAGAAGAUUUAUAAAAUCCAGUCCAUGCUCCUGGAAAAAAAAAAAAAGGUAAAGACAGAGUGUCACCUGUUGACGAGCACAAAGUUGAAGGUCUGUCCAGUCACCAGAGAAACACGAUCCCGGACACGCUCCAGAAUGGGGAUCCAGGGCUUCGGAGACAGAGUGAGGCCUGAAAAGGUGUAGGUCAGCCCAGUGUCGCCGUAGGUCGCCUGCUUCCUUGGGACACUGUGCCACUUCCCGAACACCUGGACCCUGGCCAGCGCACCUGU